AUGUCAGACCUGAAGCUACCAAAUCGAAGCUUAGCUGCUGUUAUAUCUGAGGCAGGCAUCUGCCUUACACUGAACAUCACAAGCAUCAUUGGAAACGGUCUGGUUUGUAUAGCAGCAUACAGAAACCCAAACCUGCGAUCAACCACCAACCUGUAUAUCAUUGCUUUAGCAGUCAGCGAUUUGUUGUGCGCAACAAUUGAAAUGCCUUUAGCUUCUUCAACGCUUGUUAUUGGUAGAUGGGACUUUGGCGACGUCGUAUGCGAAAUUCAAGGCUUUGUUGAUGUUUUCACCACAUACGCGACCCCAGCAACCCUUGGUUUGACAGCAGUCAACCGCUAUGUGAAAAUUGUGAAGACGGCGAAACAUAAGAAAUAUUUUUCGCCCCUCAGAUCCAAAAUUUGGUUGUUUUGCGUUUGGACUUUUCUUGUGCUUUACCUUUUGACUGGUCGAGCGACAAAUUUUCUCAGUUUUGAAUUCGUACCUGGCUUUGACGUGUGCGCCCUUGGUUUUGCAAAUCAGAGGGUUCGAGUCGUUCAUUUUUGCAUAACAUUCGCAUUGUUUUUCAUAGUACCGCUAUGCAGUGGUAUAUUCAGCUACUACAAGGUAUUAUCCACUACCCAUCAACAUCAAUUGAACACA
Molecule: messenger RNA, 639 nt
Organism: Pocillopora damicornis (cauliflower coral)
Lineage: Eukaryota; Metazoa; Cnidaria; Anthozoa; Scleractinia; Pocilloporidae
Product: beta-4C adrenergic receptor
Biological process (GO): G protein-coupled receptor signaling pathway
Cellular component (GO): membrane
Molecular function (GO): G protein-coupled receptor activity
Source: RefSeq, a predicted model, not a curated record